Molecule: messenger RNA, 819 nt
Organism: Exophiala spinifera
Lineage: Eukaryota; Fungi; Ascomycota; Eurotiomycetes; Chaetothyriales; Herpotrichiellaceae
Exons: 4
Coding region: 1-819 (272 amino acids)
Biological process (GO): purine nucleoside catabolic process
Molecular function (GO): guanosine deaminase activity
Source: RefSeq, a predicted model, not a curated record
AUGCAUCUGAUCACUUUCUCGGCGGCGGUUCUCAGCAUAGGUGUGGGACUGUGUCAAGCACACAGCAACCAAGACAGUCCCGUCCACCCCUCCGUCACCGCGGACGUGGACCCGGACGUGGACGUCAACUCGACGCCCGAUCCCGUCCCCGCUGAGACGAGGACGUACUGGAUGCGCCGCGCCAUUGCUUCGUUGGAGGAAGUCGGUGGGUCGCCGUGUCCCUUUGCGGCAUUCGGGGCCGUCAUUGUCAACCACACGGUUGCGGGCGACGACGACUCGAUAGGUGAAGAAGUAUGUAUUGGAGCGAAUGGUGUCCAAGCAUUUGGAAAUCCAACAUUGCAUGGAGAAGUCGCCGCGAUAAACAACUGUACCGAGAUACUCACGGAUCCGGAGGGCAAAUACAGAUUAUCAGCAGCAGACGCGUUGAAAGCGCUCUCUGAUCUCAGCUUGUACACGACCGCUGAACCUUGUCCCAUGUGCUCCAGCGCUAUCCUGUACGGUAAUUUCAGGGAAUACAUCUACUCGACCCCGAUCCACGGAGACCACGGCUUGCUCGCGCACGGAUGGCCGCAGAUCGACCUCCCUUCCAAGGACAUCUUCAGCAAGUCCCUUGGCCGGCCUGUGCGGACGAGAAUCGUGCCGGAGGUCCUGCUCAAUGAAACCGAGGGGUUGUUCGUCUGGCAGUUCAAGGACGGCGCGUGUCCCGCCGGGUGCGUGAAGGACGAGGAGGACGGCAACAGGAAGGGUUGGUGCGUUAAGCUGUACGACGCCGAAGAGAAAGAGGAGGACGAGGAGAAGCACGUGAGGGACGAGUUGUGA